AAGCGUGUAAAAACAGCGGCAGGUCUUUAAAUCUUUAUUAAACAAAGCAGUUAGAUGACAUCACUGCGUCACUGCGUCAGCACUGAUGGGAACAGCUGGUCGCUCACUGCUACAGGUCAGAGUUCAUAUCGCAGCCGGCCACGCCCACAGGCGCAGCUGACACGGCACCGUGGAGUCUUCAGGUGACAGCCGGACCGAGCUGUCACACUCCAGCUGUGACAGCUGCAGGAAGUUUACUGCGCAUGUGCGGUGUGUCCGGGAACCGCUGAGAGGAUUUUAAACCGAGCCGGACACGCAGGGCUGACUCCGUGGAUCCGCUGAGACUCUGAAAGAACAGCAGGAAAACUCGUCCCCCGUGACGCAUGCCGGCUGUGGCACCAACACGCCACCUGCCGGAGGACUGAAGGGGCGGGCCUGCCCUGCUGCUGUGCUUCAUGGAGGUAAAGAAAAUGUGUUUAUGAUAGAAACACGACAGAUUCACUGCAAAGUAACUGACUGACAAAGAACAAACACUGAACACAACAACACAAAGAGUAACUGAGAAUAAACAGACACACAAAAGUGUGUGAAAGCACAGAAACGAGGAACAAAAAGAGCAAACAUGGACACACAAAGCACCAGCAACACACAGUCCACGCAGAGACUCGGUAUGAUGGAAAAGAGCAAACGACGAUGAUAAAAGAAAAAGAGAAAGAGACAGAGACACUGCAGGGACACGGAGACGGAAAAAGGCUCAAAGACACCAACAAGGGGAUAAACAACGAGACAGGAAGUGAGACAUCGUGCGUACAAACACACAGAAGCACCUGUUAGCAGCGAGAUCACUGAGAGUAGGACACACUGCAACCAGGCAGGAAAUGACUUUGCAGUACUCCAAACCACCGCAGAGGUGCGACCGCCAGUCCAGCUGCUGAUUUGUGACUCAGCCGAGCUUCUCAGACUCGUCUAAUCCUCAGUUUGACGCUGAUGAUGACGUUUUGUGCUUCGCAGCGUUCGUUGGAGCAGAGAGACAGACGUGAGCGUCUGCAGGAACACCUCCACCACAGAGACUCGGAUGGACCUGUGGUCAUGCGGACACAGAGAAACAGGAGAGGACGUUUAGAGCACUUCCUGUACUGUAAGCACUCCAGGCUGAAUCAUCUGAAACAGGAAGUUCAAAGGUAUGGGUUGGAGAACCAGUACGUCUUCAGUGAAGACAUCCCUGCGUACCCCCGACCCGAGUUCCACGUGAGCCGUGUCAAACACGACACGGAGCGACGGGGCUUAUGUUGCAUCAGGGUGGACGACGGCUUCGGGGAUCCUCACAGGCAGGUCCUGGUGUGGUGGAGUCUGGCUGUGGGACCCGAGGAGAUCCAGGAGGCCGAGACGAGGCUGCUAGAGGAGACCCACCCAAACCGGACGGAGGAGCAGGCUGCGAGGCAGCGGAGCUUCCUGUGGAGGUUCGCCUCCUCUCCGGCCUUCGGCGAGAAGUCCAGGCUGGGCUCGUACCGCUUCACCUUCCCCCUGCAGGAGGUGCUGACCGCCUACAGCGAGCAGUUUUGCUCCGGAGCUCCGCCCAUCAUGAGGGUGUUCAAGACCUCGCUGUACAAACAGGAAGUGCAGUACUCUGUGCUGGUCCACAGCCCGGCCAAUCAGCUGCUCUUCUCAAGGUUUCCUUUGCUCCCUGAUGAUGACCCGGACGCCGUCUGCGCUUAUAGAGACGGACGCUUCAUCUGGAGACCGGAGGCCAUGUGUAAGACACACAGUUACGAGCUGACCCACAGACCUGAUGGGAACCACGUGGAUGCUCAGCAGCUGAUUCGACGAGUGUUUUAUGUUUGGGACAAUGUCGCCGUCGCCCUGCACGUGGAGAACAGACGGGUGCUGACGUUUGACGCUGACCGCCUGAGACAGAACCUCAGGUUCUGUUGGCCGGAGGAAGUAACAGCCAGAAACGACGAGGAGGAGUUCGAUGAUUUCGAAGACGCUACAAACUUGGUUAAAUGCCUGUGGCCGGGCUGGCGCUUCCCCCUGGAGGAGGAGCGCUCGCUCCUGCAGCGUUACACAGUGUCCGACAUCAGACUGGUUCUUGUUGGGAGGCCUGGAGUGGGGAAGAGCUCCACUGGGAACGCCAUCUUAGGAAGGCUUGCCUUCAGUCCAGGCGGUCCAUCCUCAGGGACGUCAUCGUGCUGCUGGCAGAGCGAGUGGGUGUUCGGCCACCAGGUGACCGUAGCCGAGACUCCCGGUCUCUCGGAAACAUCAGACGAUGCCGUGAAGAGGGACAUCUCCACAUGUGUCAACAUGCUGAGGCCCCACGCCGUCCUGCUGGUCACCAGGGUGGGGUCCUCCACCGUGGAGGAUCUAGCCACCAUGAGGCAGGUGGAGGAGUUCUUUGGGAUGGACGUGUCGAGGUACACCAGGAUCCUCUGCACCUAUGCUAACCCGGCGGCUCCAGACAUCGAGAGACAGCGCCGGGCGGCGGGACCUGAGCUGCUUUUCAAAGUGGGCUACAGGUACCACGUCCUCAACAACAACCCGGACCACUGGGACGGUCAGCAGGUCUACGAUCUGGUGCAGGCCGUGGCGAGGAUGGUCAUGGCUAAAGGAGGGGAGGUCUACUCCAUCAGGAACGCCACCUGAGUGCUGGGUGAUGUUGUAAUGUUGUUUACACUGUUUACCCUCAGGUGAUGGAGUGUGGCGUACGAUAAAUGCACCAGAACACCCAGCACAGCGACACCUGCUGGCCUUAGUGAGGAGGUCACCUCCCAGUUUAGCUUCCAUGAUGCAUCAUGGGAAGUCCCCCCCCAUACUGACGUCAGCAGGUUUGAAAAUGCAGUUUGUUUGUAGCCGACUGCGAAUGUUUAAACUGUGAAUAUUUGCAACGAUCCAAAAGCCUUUUUAAAAAAUCCCAACAGUGCCGAUCUCACGAAGAUCAUUCAAGACACACAUGUGUCUGUGAGGGUUUGAAAAUGACAGGAAGCCAAAACAGGAGAAAUCUGCUCUCUCUUUCUAGUCCCUGUCAGGACUCUUGCUGCAGCAUUUUGGAUCAGCUGAAGGCUUUUCAGGGAGUUUUUAAGACUUCCUGAUAAUAAUGAAUUACAGUCGUCCAGCCUGGAAGUAAUAAAUGCAUGAACUAGUUUUUCAGCGUCACUCUGAGACAGGAUAUUUCUAACUUUGGAGAUGUUGGUCACAUGAGAGGAAUGUGUGAGUGACAGAACAAAUGAACCUUCUGAAGUUUGGAAAACUGUGUCCAUGAGGACUCCAGCAUCACCGCGUCUCCACCUGCUGGUGAGGACCCGCCUCUGCCUUCGUGCAGACCAACCGCUGCACAGCGUUACUAACAGGAGGAUCAUUUCCACGGUGGACACAAUCAGAGUGCUGCAUCUGCCAAUCAGCAGUGAUUUUCUCUGUGUAGCCCCUCCCACAGACACACCUAUGGGCCCAGUUCUCACCUGACCCAAUGCAGCACCGACAGCCUGUCAGUGUUGACCAUUUAAGCCAAUCAGCUGCCAGCACAUGUGUAAAGAUGAAACUGAGGAAGUGAAAAUGAAAAACCACAUCAUCUCUGAUGUCUCCUGUAACUGAUUCAAUAACGAUGCUAAUGAUGUUUCUGCGGUCAGGUUUUAUUCUGAUUUUAUUCUGAUUAUUAAUGAGCAGUAUUUAAAUGAACUGUUUUAACCUUUAAAGCUUCUUUUCCUUUGAUGUCUCCUGUUUCACUGUUAUCAGGAGUGUUUUGUCUUUGUGGAUGUGCCAAAUAAAAUAUUUUUCAUAUCGUUUUCAGACAGUAAA
Molecule: messenger RNA, 3768 nt
Organism: Haplochromis burtoni (Burton's mouthbrooder)
Lineage: Eukaryota; Metazoa; Chordata; Actinopteri; Cichliformes; Cichlidae
Exons: 7
Coding region: 967-2619 (550 amino acids)
Molecular function (GO): GTP binding
Source: RefSeq, a predicted model, not a curated record